CUGGCUUAAGUCGCUGAAACAUGGUGUGUGGAGGGAUGUCGAUCUUCUUCCGAUUGGUGUUGUUGUGUGCAGGGAUAGUUGGCAACCAGGCUUGUGAUCCAAACUUCUGUAAAACCCGGGCUCAUGGCGAGCCGUACUGUGACCCUGCAGAUAACACAUCACAUUAUGUGUGCGACAAUGGCGUUGCUAAACACUCAACAUGUCAACCCGGACUUGUUUACCGUAUUGACUACUGUGCAUGGCCUCAUGAAGGGGCCUGUGUCCCUAAUCCCGUCCCCGACACGUCGAAUGGAGUUGUGGUAAACGGCAUAUGUCAGUCUUCCGGUCCAACCGGAAGUACCCAAGCCACAUUACAAAACACAGAAAAUGCAGUUCUCUGGCAUCUGUACAGGAGACAUCGUCAUCUGAAAAGUUCCUGCACGGUCCACCAAACAUUGAUUACAGUCACGUCUACACAAUGUGCCUCCUUUUGUACACAAACCAACGGAUGUACAGAUUAUAACAUAUCCAUUCUCGGGGAUCGUUAUGAAUGUCAACUCCUAGCAUGCUUGAAUGACUUUCUUCUUGACAGUUCUCUCGAUCACGACUUCUACGAACAGAUAUAAUACUUCACUGACUGCAUACUUUAGGAAGGCCCUUUUCGGUAUGAAAAUGAAUCCAAGAAAGCAGUUCACACUAUCUGAAUAAACCCCAAAAGCUGUUAAUUAAAUGAUCCAAACAGGAAAUACUUAUAGGCCGUCAUACUGAUUCGGUGCGUACUGACCCUUUCAGCAUUCUGGGUUAUAAUUGGUCCCGAGGAGCCUAUGUUGAACGUAUGAAUUAGUUGGGGAUGCGACAGACCAGAGCGGAAUUUGUAUUCUAAACAAAUCACACGUAGUGACACAGAGAACAUACAUGAUUACAACAUAUAUAACCACAUGA
Haliotis rufescens (red abalone) is the source of this 921-nucleotide messenger RNA. RefSeq lists its product as uncharacterized. Bases 21 to 605 code for a protein of 194 amino acids. The transcript has 3 exons. Gene Ontology annotation, molecular function: chitin binding. Lineage: Eukaryota; Metazoa; Mollusca; Gastropoda; Lepetellida; Haliotidae. The record is from RefSeq and is a predicted model, not a curated record.